CUGCCGAUCAGUCGAGGCUCGUUUCCAUUGGCUGGCUCGCGUUCCAAGGCUCGUAAUUCCGACCCCGCGCGGGCCAGGCUCGAAGGCGACUUCCGCGCGGAGCGAUGGCGGCCGAGGCGAGAGGCGCGGCGGCCCGGGAUGCGGCAGAGAAGGCGCGGGGCAAGCAGGCCGCCCUCUCCUUCGCCGCCAUGGCCGUUCUGGUGGGGCUGCCCCUCUGGUGGAAGACGACCGAGACUUACCGGGCGGCGCUGCCGGACUCCGAGAUCGCCGAGCUGGACGCGCUUCUGUUCCAGCUGACGGUGCCCGUCUCAGUGGUCCUUGUCAAAGGGGUCCUCCCAAAAGACCAGGAGCGCAAGGUCCCCUUCAAGCAGGUGCAGGAGACGGAGAUCCCCUUGAAUGCCAAGACAGGUGUGGUUGCUCGCUACGACCUUUCCUUUCGCCUCGCCACUUCCCAGGAGCAGGCGUUCCUGUCGCAGGCCUCGGUCCAAGAGGCAGACGAGGGGCUGCAGCCAGUGGAAGGCCUGCCGGUGGGCUCCCUCGCCAUCUACGUGAUCCCCGCCGGCUCUCUUCUCCUGCCCCAGGGCUCAGAGAUGUUCAUCGGGAAGCGCCGGAGCGCCAUCCUCAGAGCCCCCCCAGGGGCAAAGGACGUCCUGGGAGCCCUGAAUGACCGGCUGCAGCAGCUGAUCCAGGCCAUGUCCUUCACCACCGAGACCCUCGUGGAGGCCCUGGCCGACCGGGUCCCGCUGGGCCAGCCAGGAGCCGAGUGGAAACGCCCCUUCAAGUCCAGUUUCGGAUACGAGAUCACCUUCAGUUUGCUAAACCCUGACCCCAAAGCCCACGACGUGCACUGGGACAUCGAGGGAGCCCUCCAGCGCUUCGUGAAGCCCCUGCUCAAGAAGCUGAGCCCACUGGCCGAAUUCUCGGUGGACUCUCAAAUCCUCUACUACGCAGCACUGGGAGUCACGCCUCGCUUUGACCCCACUUCCGCCAGCUACACCCUGAGUGUGCAUAGCCUCCCGCAUGUCAUUAACCCCGUGGAAGCCCGGCUGGGUUCCAGUGCUGCUUCGCUGUAUCCUGUCCUCAACUUCCUGCUUUACGUCCCCGAGCGGCUGCAUUCGCCCCUCUACAUCCGCGGGAAGGACGGUGCCCCGGUGCCCACCAACGCCUUCCACAGCCCCCGCUGGGGUGGGAUCAUGGUCUACAAUAUUGAGCCUGAAGCCGGCAACGAGACCUCCCUGCCCAGGAGAGUUGAGGUGGAGAUGGUGGGCACCAUGGAGGUCUUCCUGGCCCAGCUGCGAUUAUUGUUCAGCAUCUCCUCCGGGCCUCUGCCAGAAGGGGCUUUGCUGGACACCCCCGGGAACGAGGGCCUGACCGACUGGGAGCUGGACCGCUUGCUGUGGAGCAGGACGGUGGAAAACGUGGCCACCGUCUCCACCACGCUGACCUCGCUGGCCCAGCUGCUGGACAAGAUCAGCAACAUCGUCAUCAAGGACGACGUGGCUUCGGAGGUCUACCGCGCCGUGGAGUCUGCCCGGCAGGCAAUGACGGAGCUGAGCCUGGGUCAUCUGGACUCGGCAUUCCAGGCCAGCAAGGCUGCAGCCAGCUCGUCCGAGCGGGCCUUCUUCGACCCCUCCCUCCUACACCUGCUCUACUUCCCCGACGACCAGAAGUUUGCCAUCUACAUCCCGCUCUUCCUCCCCAUGGCUGUCCCCAUCCUUCUCUCGCUGGCAAAGAUGGUUUGGGAGAGGAAGCAACAGCACAAGGAGCCCACCAAGAUGGACUGAGGGGUCUCUGGACACCCAGGCGGGUGUCUGACUCUUGGCGGGGCAUCUGCCCUAAUGGUAGGUCCGGCCAGCAUGGCGGACUCCCUGUUGAGGAGAGGAGCUGAUGUUUCCACUUGUCUACUUCUUUAAAAGAGCACAUCCCUUUUGCUGCAAACGAGCCCAGAAGGACUUCAGAAACUCCUUUGCUGGCCAGGCAGGAUGGAGAGACAACUUCGGCUCAAGGCUCAGCUGCAAGGGGGGGGGGAGUUUCCCUCUCAUGAAAUCUAACCAGCUGAUGCACAUGAGGCCACUUGGAGGGCACAAUCCUCCCCCCUCCCCAAAAGCAGAAUGGGGAGGUUCCCCCUUUGUCUCCUGAGCAAGUGUUGGAUUGAUCUUCCAUUAAAGUUGCGCUGGCUGACUGGUGGAAGCGCUGAGCCUGCUUUGCAGCUCCACCGUGUUUUCUCGGUGGGUGGGGCAGCCAGUGAGGAGGCUAAAAUAUGUCUAAUUUGAUGAAAAGAAGGACUGGGGGGGGACAAGAUAGCAGUCUUCCAGUACCUGAAGGGCUGCCCCAACGAAGAGGGGGGUCAACCUGUUCUCUGAAGGCAGGACAAGAAGCAAUGGGUGGAGAGAAGCAACCUGGAAUUGAGGGUAAAAUUCCUGACAGAACAAUUAACCAGUAGAACAAUUUGCCUCCAGAAGUUGUGAAUUCUCCAACGCUGGAAGUUUUUAAGAAGAGAUUGGACAGGCAUUGGUCUGAAGUGGUAUAGGGAAUGCUGCCUAACCAGGAGGUUGGACUAGAAGACCUCUAAGGUCCCUUCCAACUUCUAUUCCUGUUCUGUUCUGUUCUAUUCUAUUCUGUUCUAUUCUUAGUAGGUUGGUUUGUUUGUUUAUUAAAUUUCUAUACCGCCCAGCUCACUGAUACAAAAGAUGUCUUACAAUAUAAAAAGUAAAACAAAAAUGCUGGGUAUUAAGCAACCCAGGAGAUUCUAGGGAUGUCCAAGCUUAAGGCCUGUGGACAAUUUGAUUUAUUUAUUUGUAUUUUGCAUUGAUUAUUUUUUACAAAUAACUCAAUACCUACCUCUUCCUCUUUUUCCCACCACAACCCUGAGAGACGGGGACUGGCCCAAAGGACACCCAGUUGGCUUUCAUGCCUAAAGCAAAACUAGAACUCACCGUCUCCCGGUGAUUGGCCCAAAGGACACCCAAAUUAUAAAUGUAUUAAAGGUAAACUAUAUGAAUUACUAGAAGAAAAAGUAAAGGAUCUAAAGGAGGGGUGUCACACUCAAGGCCCACUGGGCUGACCUGGAAAGGGUGAAGGAGGGGCCCGCAGUGC
Ahaetulla prasina is the source of this 3096-nucleotide messenger RNA. RefSeq names its product phosphatidylinositol glycan anchor biosynthesis class S (gene PIGS). Gene Ontology annotation, cellular component: GPI-anchor transamidase complex. The record is from RefSeq and is a predicted model, not a curated record. Bases 105 to 1784 code for a protein of 559 amino acids. Gene Ontology annotation, biological process: attachment of GPI anchor to protein. The transcript is spliced from 12 exons. NCBI's taxonomy places the organism in Eukaryota, Metazoa, Chordata, Lepidosauria, Squamata, Colubridae.